Zingiber officinale is the source of this 978-nucleotide messenger RNA. RefSeq names its product peroxidase 60-like. Lineage: Eukaryota; Viridiplantae; Streptophyta; Magnoliopsida; Zingiberales; Zingiberaceae. Gene Ontology annotation, cellular component: plasmodesma; plant-type cell wall. Bases 1 to 978 code for a protein of 325 amino acids. Gene Ontology annotation, biological process: hydrogen peroxide catabolic process; response to oxidative stress. Gene Ontology annotation, molecular function: heme binding; peroxidase activity. The record is from RefSeq and is a predicted model, not a curated record. The transcript has 4 exons.
AUGGCCCUAGUAGCUGCAGCUGCCCUUGCUCUUCUCUUCCUCCUCGCCGUCGCCCCGAGCAGCAGCCGCGGCGCUCUCCAGGUGGGCUUCUACAAUGGAAAAUGCAAUGGCACCGACGUCGAGAGCGCGGUCAAGAGCAUCGUCGCCUCCCGCUUCUCCAGCGACAGAACCAUCGUCCCCGUCCUCCUCCGCCUCCACUUCCACGACUGCUUCGUCAAGGGAUGUGACGCUUCGAUCCUUCUGGACGGGACGGGAACCGAGAAGACUGCAGCCCCAAACCUGAGCGUCCGAGGCUACGACAUAAUCGACCAGGCCAAGUCUGCGCUGGAGAGCAAGUGCCCCGGCGUCGUCUCCUGCGCCGACAUCAUCGCCAUCGCCACCAGAGAUGCCGUCGUCCUGGGCGGCGGGAGCCAAUAUAGUUAUUCAGUUCAGACGGGGAGGCGGGACGGCAACGUCUCGCUCGCAUCUGAAGCUCUCAAAAACCUCCCCGGAGAUUCCUUCUCUGCUUCCCAAGCUAUCGCAGCGUUCAAGGCGAAGGGCCUCAGUGCUUCGGACACAGUCCUGCUGCUCGGGGCUCACACCGUCGGCGUCACUCACUGCUCCUUCGUCCGGAGCCGCCUCUACAACUACAAUGGCUCCGGAAAAGCCGACCCCGCCAUGGACCCCGCCCUCGUCCUCAAGCUGAAGUCGACGUGCCCGCAGAACUCGACCGCGAACAACUUCAUCCUCCUCGAUCAGGGGACGGCGUUGACGGUGGACAACAGCUACUACAAGCAGAUCCUGGCGAACAAAGGCAUCCUGAAGGUGGACCAGAACAUUGCGGUGGAUGGGCUGACCAACUCCACCGUCAAGUCGCUGGCCAGCGGCUCGAGCUUCCCGACUCUGUUCGCUGGCGCCAUGGUGAGGAUGGGCGCCGUCCAGGUGCUCACCGGGAACCAGGGCCAGAUUCGCAAGUCCUGCAGAGUCGUCAACAAAUAA